Thecamonas trahens ATCC 50062 is the source of this 2295-nucleotide messenger RNA. RefSeq lists its product as uncharacterized. NCBI's taxonomy places the organism in Eukaryota, Apusomonadida, Apusomonadidae. The record is from RefSeq and is a predicted model, not a curated record. The transcript is spliced from 3 exons. The coding region runs from base 1 to 2295 and encodes 764 amino acids.
AUGUUCUGGUCCCGUCUCCUCCGCAUGGUCGUCCAGCUUCCCGCCCUUGCUGUUGAAGGCGAGCAACUAGCGGUGGCCGGUGACCAGCUUGAGCCGCGGACUGCUGCUGACGAGCUUGCAGACUUUGCUCUGACCUCCGAGGCUUCAGCUGCGCUGGCUGCCACCUAUCCGCGGCUGGCUAGCUCACUCCCAACCCCGUCGCCGCGGGCCGGAGCGUCUCUGGUGCGGUCGCUGCGAUCGCCGGCUGCGGCGCCGGACUCGGGCUCGACUCUGGCCGCCACAGGCUCGCUACCGCGCGGCGCGGGCUGGGCCGCCCCGCGCGAUGUCCGCGGCAUCUGGCAGACACUCUACCAACAGUAUCUUGGCGAGGAGCUGGACAUCGAGCUGGCGAGGACUCAGUCACCCUCGCAGCCGCACCCGUCGUCUGCAAGCCGCCGCAGUCCCGAGUCAGCUGGCGAUACUCCGCCGCUCAUGCCGCGCGCAGCAGCCAAACCGCCGCGGCACUCAUCGAAGCGGGUUACGGUGUCGAUUGCGGUCGACACGGCAGACUUGCUUGGCUCCGACGACGGCUGCACCGGUCGGCGGGCGUCUCGCAAGAGAACCGGAUUGCGCUCCCACUCUAAGAAGACCCGAACUAAGAAGGCCAGCCGCUCCCGCAAGCGGUCGCGCCGUGCACGCCCGGCCUCGGCUUCUGCGCACACUCGACCGACCCGUGCGGAGCGCCGGCGCGAGCGAGACCUCCACGCGCGGCCGUGGCGCCACAACGCUGCGCUACCGCGCCCCACCUCGGCCUUAUCCUCAUCAGGCCCGAUACCUGCAACCCCGCCGCAGCGGCCUGCCACGGCCGCCGGAGGCAUGAGCAUACGCAAGGCUGCUGCGCUGAGUCGGACCUCGAAAAUGGCCGACUCAAGCACCUCUCGCCUCAAUGAUUCGGUCACGCUCGCCCAGUUCAGAAUGGCUAUCGACAAGGAGGCGUUGCCAACGGCACGCGCGGUGGCAACAGCGCGGACAGCGUCGCUAGCCGCCGGCGAAGUUGCUCAACUCCAGUUUCUGGAGCGAGUGACCCAUAUGGCGGCCAUCGCUGGAUCGCCCGGUGCGCGGACGAUUGCGGAUCGACUGAGCAGGAAGCGGGAUGCCAUACCGCAUGUCGAGGUUGCAAAAUCGUUUGAUGACGAGAACCCGCUUUUCUCCGAGACUAUGCCAGCUUUCCGCAAUGUUACCAUGUUUGCCGGCAACGCGCCCGACACGCAGGCCAAGGAUGGCGACAACAGCGGAAGCAAUGACGGCGCCGACGUUAACCUUUCGGCAUCAGCAGAGCUGGAAGGCGUGCUGAGUCGCACCAGCUCGAGCAGCUGGCGGCGACGGAGUCGGGUUGAUUCCGGCUCGCACAAAGAACGUGCUUUGUCGGUCCGUUUCGAGACCGAAGCCUUUGGUCCGCGGGCGCAUCAUGAGGCCGCAGUGUACUUUGACGUCCUGCGCAAGCGCAAGCAGGAAGAGGAGCGGGCUACGGCGUACAAACGAUCGAUGUCGGCGCGAAUCCGGUUCGAGAAGGAGCGGCGCGAGCGGCAGAAGGCUGAGAAAGAGGCGCGCCGCCGCGCCCGCGAGGAGCGGAUGCGCCGCGAGAAGCUCGCCCGCGAGAUGACUAGCACUAUCGAGGUCGAGCUCCAGGCGGCGGUCAUUGCUCGCAACGAAGUCCGCAAGCGCAAGGCCAAGGCUAAGUUCAAGCAAGUCCUCGCGCACUGGUGCAUGGACCACGCCACGGUUGUUCGCCAGAAUAUGGUCCGGGCCGAGCGACCUCGCGAGGCUGAGCUCCGCGCGGCCGAGCGGCGCAAGCGAGCCGAGGAGCAGGCCAAGACCCGGUCGCGGGUCAUCCAGCGCAAACGUGCCGAGAUGGAAGUAGUCCGCGCCCGCGCCCUCGAGGCCAAGCGGCGCAAGCAAGAGGAGGCUGCCCGCGAGGCCGCCCGGCGCGCCUUUGACCUCAAGGUCAAGUCAAUGCGCCGCGCAGUGUUUUUUGAGCUUGAGGAGCGUGCCGUCGCUCGCCGCGAGGCCGAGCGCGCCGCCGCCGAAGAGGCGAAGCGCCUCGCGGCCUUUGACGCCUUUCUCUCACGCCAGCAGCAGGCUGCCGCCGCCGUAGAAAAGCUUCGCUCAAAGCUGCAGACCAAUCCGCAGCUGGCUGAGCUCGAGGCCCACCGGCCGGCAACGACUGAGGAGCGGCUGGAAGCCGUGCUCACCCGGAUCGUCGCCACAUCGGAGGCGCUGGCCGAUGCCUCUGGGGGCAGCAAGCCGCACUCAUAG